Molecule: messenger RNA, 931 nt
Organism: Erpetoichthys calabaricus (reedfish)
Lineage: Eukaryota; Metazoa; Chordata; Cladistia; Polypteriformes; Polypteridae
Product: MORN repeat-containing protein 1-like
Exons: 9
Cellular component (GO): cytosol
Source: RefSeq, a predicted model, not a curated record
CAAAAAGCCUUAACUACGCCGUUUCCAAGGACGCUUCGCCGGAAGUAUGGCUGCUGAUGGGAAAGUGCGAAAAAGUUCUCGGUUUUACGUCGGAGAGGUGAAGAAAAAUCUUCGUGAUGGAUAUGGCUUCUAUGUGUAUCCAAACAGUUUUUUUCGUUAUGAAGGAGAAUGGAAAUUGGGCAAAAAACAUGGGAAUGGAAAAUUGGUAAUGAAAGAUGGCAGUUACUACGAAGGAGAAUUUAAGGAUGGAGAAAUUAACGGGAAUGGCUUGCGAUAUUGGGCAUCCACAGGUAACACAUAUUCAGGACAGUUCUGCUUUGGAGAACUGCAUGGACAUGGUGUAAUGCAGUAUGGCAAUGGUGGGCAGUAUGAAGGAGAGUUCUCAUAUGGAUUAAGAGAGGGGCAUGGAUGUCUGUUUGACAAAGAAGGAAAUGCAUAUCAAGGCUCUUUUCAUAAGAAUAAGAAGCAUGGAGAGGGGCAGAUUGCUUACAGCAAUGGUGAUGUGUAUGAAGGUGACUGGAUUUUAGAUCAGCGACAAGGACAUGGUGUACUACGUUCAGCAGACAGCUCAAUAUAUGAGGGUCAGUGGAGGAACGAUCUGUUCAAUGGUCAUGGCACUAUGAUUCACAGCUCAGGCAUCAUCUAUGAAGGACAGUGGAUAAAUGGCCAGCCAGCCUGUUCAGCCACCAAGAUAGUAAUUGAAGGAGGUGAUGUUCUGGAGGUGUUCCAGGACUCUUCUUUCAAUGUUGAAGUCCAACUUCAAGAUGAUGAAGGACAGCUGAUUACAAAUGAGAAUGGACGGUUACUGAAAAUCUCUGCUGGAGUGCACUUUGUUGAAAACUCUGUCAGGUCCAGUUCUUCUGCCUUGCUUAGGCUGAUUGAAGACAUGGAGGAAAAGCCCAUGGUAACACCAUUGUAUGUUGUUGAUUUA